UAGGCAGGCGCUAGCUGAUCAAACUGGCCAAGAUGAUGCCAUUGACGCCAUGCGACGCCAACGGCAACCGUUGGGAUCAGACCGCAGGUGGCUCACAAAGGUGUAUAUAAGACCCCUUCCCGUCCGUCGAUCGAGCCGUUCUAGAAUCCCAUCAUCACAACACAGAACAAACAAAACACUCAACAAUCAUCAACAACUCCCAAAAGAACCACUCAGUCAGUCAGACAUCAUCACAUCUAAACAACCAUCAACAUGUCCGGAAUGAUGAACAAGAUCAAGGAAGCCGUCAAGGGCGGCGGCCACCACCAGGAAGCCUCCGAGGGCAGCCACGGCCCGCACAACAGCCGCGUCGCUAACGCCGCCGACCCGCGCGUCGACUCUGACCGCGACCACUCUCGCACCAUGGGCACUGGCAUGGGCACCGGCCGCACCGCCGGCCACGGCGAGUACGGCAGCGGCACCGGCGGGUACGGCACCAGCACAGGCGCCUCUGAGGGCGCCUACGGCCCGCACAGCUCUCGCCUCGCCAACGCUGCAGACCCCCGGGUCGACUCUGACCGCGACAACUCACGCACCGUUGGCGGCAUAGGCAGCGGCACACACACCAGCCACACUACUGGUAGCGGCCCCAUGGGCAUGUUCGGCAGCACCGGUACGCAUGGCACCUCCGAGGGCGCCUACGGCCCGCACAGCUCGCGCAUGGCCAAUGCGGCUGACCCGCGCGUCGACUCUGACCGCGACAACUCACGGACUGUUGGCGGCACCGGGGCUGGUACUGGCUUCGGCACUGGCAGCACCGGCACUUCGUCAGGUUUCAGCGGGCUCGGCAGCAGCACGCACGGCACCCACACCGGCGGUACCUCAGGAUUUGGGAGCAGCACACAUGGUCACACCGGUGUCGGUUCUGGUGUGACGGGCAUGACAGGCACCCACGGCGCGACAGCGGGGACAUAUGGCCCGCACGGUUCGCGCAUGGCCAAUGCCGCUGAUCCUCGUGUUGAUUCCGACCGUGACGGCCGUGGCGCUUUGGGCACUGGCCCGGGCCCCGCGCCCAACACGGCCGGCCCGCACAAGAGCGACAUGGCCAACAAGAUGGACCCGCGCGUCGAUUCUGAUCUCGACGGGAGCAAGACCAUGGGCGGGAACAAGACGUAUCAGUAAAUCUGAUACCUUCAACCGGGACCCAACCGAUGCUGCACAGGUACCGCCUUCAGUUUUGAGACAACACCUUGGCGCC
Messenger RNA from Canariomyces notabilis, 1237 nucleotides. RefSeq lists its product as uncharacterized. Lineage: Eukaryota; Fungi; Ascomycota; Sordariomycetes; Sordariales; Chaetomiaceae. Bases 253 to 1161 code for a protein of 302 amino acids. The record is from RefSeq and is a predicted model, not a curated record. The transcript is spliced from 2 exons.